GAGGAUAGAGCUCUUUAUUUGACCCUGAGCUUCUGUCUUUUGAGCUAUCAAUAGUAAGCGCUUGAGUGUGACACCUCCGAAACCUCGUCAUCAUGGCCAAGUCGGGCAAGCAACACCCGGAUCUCCUGUGUUGCAACUUCAACCAAGACUUCUCAUGCGUUGCCGUAGGUCACAAAAAGGGGUAUACAAUAUUGAACUGUGACCCAUAUGGCAAGGUUCACCAGAAGAGCCAAGGACCUACUGCUAUCGUGGAAAUGCUGUUCUGCACAUCCCUGGUUGCCCUGGUCGGCGCAGCCGAUGCAUCAGGCAGUACUCCUCCUAGUCCUCGGAAAUUACAGAUCGUCAAUACCAAGCGUCAAUCGACCAUCUGCGAGCUUACAUUCCCAACGUCAAUCUUGGCCGUCAAGAUGAAUCGUAAACGUCUGGUGGUUGUGCUCGAAGCUGAGAUCUAUAUCUAUGAUAUAUCCACUAUGAAGCUAUUACACACCAUUGAGACUGGUCCCAAUCCCGGUGCAAUCAUAGCCUUAUCUCCCGAUUCAGAACGAUCAUACCUCGCCUAUCCCGCCGCUCCAACCACAACCACCAUCCCCCUUUCCUCCUCCACCGUUCCCCGUCCACCCGCACCGUCAAUGGGCGAUGUAUAUAUCUUCGAUACCAUCUCUCUCUCCGCCGUCAACGUUAUCCAAGCUCACAAAGCGCCUAUCGCCGCUUUAUCACUCAGUUCGACCGGGAACAUGCUGGCGACCGCUUCUGAAAAAGGGACCGUCGUUCGCGUAUUCUCGAUACCUGAUGCUCAGAAGUUAUGGCAGUUCCGACGAGGAAGUAGUAACGCCAAGAUCUUCAGUAUCAAUUACAACCUCAUGUCCACACUCUUAGCUGUAUCAAGCGAUUCCAGCACUAUUCACAUAUAUCGUCUCAAUCCCAAAGCGAUCGGGUCUGAUGCAGAGUCAUCUAGGGGAGAUGUACACAGUCCAACGCCCAGCGAAACGCCAAGUACGACUUCACCUCCUGUACAACCCAACACGGGAUCAGGCGCCACUAGUUCGUUGAGACGAAGGAGCUAUCAUAUCGGAAAGAAUUUCAUCAGCGGGGCUGCCGGGUACAUGCCUAGAUCAGUGAGUGAAAUGUGGGAGCCUCAAAGAGAUUUCGCGUAUAUCAAGAUGCACUCGGGAGGUGGGAGAUCCGUUGUGGCGAUGUCAGGGACAGUACCACAGGUUAUGGUCAUCAGUUCCGAAGGUUUCUUUCAGGCUUACAACAUUGAUUUGGAGAAUGGUGGUGAAUGUUCAUUGAUGAAGGAGUUUCCCUUACUCGGCGUGGAAGAAACCGGUGCCGAUCCUUUCACAUGA
This is a messenger RNA of Tremella mesenterica DSM 1558, 1346 nucleotides long. RefSeq lists its product as uncharacterized. Gene Ontology annotation, biological process: protein localization to phagophore assembly site; autophagy of mitochondrion; protein lipidation. Gene Ontology annotation, cellular component: phagophore assembly site membrane; fungal-type vacuole membrane; cytosol. Gene Ontology annotation, molecular function: protein binding; phosphatidylinositol-3,5-bisphosphate binding; phosphatidylinositol-3-phosphate binding. The transcript is spliced from 7 exons. NCBI's taxonomy places the organism in Eukaryota, Fungi, Basidiomycota, Tremellomycetes, Tremellales, Tremellaceae. Bases 93 to 1346 code for a protein of 417 amino acids. The record is from RefSeq and is a predicted model, not a curated record.